UUCUAUUGGCUUGCAAAAGCUCUUCUCUUUGGGAGGGGAAUCAACACUGGCUGGUGCCCCUUGAGCCUGGAAGUGUGGAAGGCAGGGGGAACUACUGUAGGUGAUUGUAAGGGAGGAGACAGGCAGGUGGGGAAGUGAGGGGCUGGCUGUGUGCAGACUGAAGAUUGGCAGGGCUCCCUUUGCCCUUCUGAACCAUCCUCCACUGGCAGACAUUUGACUUGCCUCACUGCUGAUGUAUUGAAUACCCUGGGGCUUCUUUGGGGAGGGGGUUCUCCUUCUGUCUCCUGGUAUCUUUUAUCUUUUGGUUUAUUCUUGCAUAUUUCUGUAAGUGGCCCUGACCAUUUUAAUGAAAAGACAAGGGUGUAAAUGUCCCCCCUCCCUCCAAUGAAUGCAUGCAUAAAUAAGGAGCAGUGCAAGAGUCAGAGAUGAGGAGCCUGGGGCCUUCCAGGUACCUGCCGGACUCCAGCACCCGCCCUCCCUGAACGCUGGCUGUGGAGACUGUGUUGGGAGAUUCAUUCCCCAUCUGUAGUCAUAGGAUUGUUGUGUAUCAUAUGACUGCAUGUGUUUUCAUUCCACAGAGUGGAAGUGACGUAGACAGGAUGUUUUGUCUUCCUGUAGUGGAACUGUUGUUCCUUUGUUCUUUAUUCACUGCCUGCUAUGCUAGAGAGAGGCAGCCAUGCUAAACAGCGCUGAAUGUCUGAGCUGGGCAAACAGAGACAGACUCUGCAUUUUGCCACAAUAAAGCAGUUUAGCCUUAUUCAAUGGCUUGUGUGUGUUGUUCUGCAAGUUGGGGAACAAUCACAAUAGUGACCGGGCAUGUGUGCACAAUGCAUUUGUCCUAGCUCUGGGGCCCCAGGCAACAAAUGCUAACAGACUGGAGCUGAUGGGAGUCAGAGUCCACCAACAUGUGGAGUGUCACAUACAUUGCCCAGCCCACACCAGCUCUGCAAUGCAUACAUAUAUACAAAAUUUUAUUUGUAUGCCACUUUUCCAUAGUUCAAACCAUGUCAAGGUGGCUUACAACAUGAAAAAUGUACGUAAUUACAUCACAACAAAAGUAGUCAUAAGGAAUAAAUUAAACAUCAACAAAAUAUACAAACAAAUACAACAAUUUACACAUACAAAAAUUUUAUAUCAACAAUAUUACGUAGUGAGCAGACGACACAUCGAUUCUUCAAAGCAGCUCUUUAUUUGGAAGCUGGAACAGAACUGAACUGACUGCUGAGCCGGCCUGCUUUUAUAGAGGCUGGCUCAAAGAAUGUAACAAAACAUAAUUCAAAGUUCCCUCCUAAAGUUCCCUCCUAAGACAACUGCCAAGAACCUGAGGGAAAACUACAUACACCAAUACAUAACACCCCUCCUCACCAAGAUAAGGCAUUAGUUAAGAUCAUGUGGUUACGUUGUUUACAGCAAUGUUCGUAAUGGUUCCUUUUAGGCAUAAAGCAUAAUGGUUACAGUUUACAUGUGUCCUCUCACUAGGUAUUAUACAAGUUCAGUGAACAUAGUCCUGAUGCUGGACACUUGGAAACUCUGCCGGACCGCCGGGGGCCAGUACCAGAGUCCGGUGCCCCACCCGAUUCCUGCUGAGAUUGUGGUGUGGCCCAAACUGGCGUGGAGUCCGAGUUCUCGAGCUCUGCAGCAGUGGUGAGAAUGACGGGGAUGACUUUGGCCACAACUGGAAACCUCCAGAGCAGGAGCUGAUCAUGAAGCUGGUGACCCAGAUUGAGUAUUACUUCUCAGAUGAAAACCUCGAAAAAGAUGCCUUUCUCCUGAAGCAUGUUCGGAGGAACAAAAUGGGAUACGUCAGUGUCAAGCUCCUGACAUCUUUCAAAAAGGUAAAACACUUGACCCGUGACUGGAGAACCACAUCUUUUGCCCUGAAAUAUUCUGAUAUUUUGGAGCUGAACGAAGACAACAGGAAGGUCCGUCGUAACACUCCUGUCCCCGUCUUCCCUAGUGAGAAUCUCCCAAGCAAGAUGCUGCUUGUCUAUGACAUCUGCUUGGUUUCUGAUCUCCAUCCUCCAGAUGGAGGGCAAGAGAAUGGAUGUGUUCAAGAGAAGAUAAUGGAGCAUCUCCUCAAAGUCUUUGUCAGGUUUGGUGUCAUCUCUUCGGUUCGCAUCCUCAAGCCCGGUCGGGAUCUUCCACCAGAUAUCAAGAGAUUCAGCAGCCGAUACAGCCAAGUGGGAACCAAAGAAUGUGCGAUCGUAGAGUUUGAAGAGGUAGAUGCUGCUAUCAAAGCUCAUGAGUCAAUGUGCAUCAGGGACAACGAAACUGCCAUGAAGGUUAUCCUCAUUGGAAUGAAGCCUCCAAAAAAGAAGGUCUUCAAAGACAAGAACCGUGAAGAAGACUCCAGCAAGGCUCUCAGCAAAAGGCAUUCAAUGAACAAGAGAGUUGAAGAACUUCAGUUCAUUGGUGACGAAUCUUCAGCCAACAGCUCCUCCGAGCCUGAGAGCAACCCAGCAUCACCAGUGUCUGGGCGCAGAAGCAACUCUUCCAACAAACUGAGUCUUUCUGCCUACCAGAACAAUCAUCUUAGCCCAAACGUGUCUCCAAGAUCCAGCCCUUGGAGCAGCCCUUCUGCACUGCGCAAAGUGUCCAGGAUGUCCCCACUUGCCGGAGAAGGAAGGCUUAGCCUGAGCACCAGCCCUGAGACAUCCGGGAGGUGUGUGGAUUAUUCGUCGGACAGUAGUCUUACUCCUUCCAGCAGCCCGUGGGUCCAGAGGCGGCGGCAAGCUCAGACUCUGACACAAGAGAAAAGUCCUGUAGGCAGCCCAAUGCAGAGUCCCAAAAUACAGAAUGCAGUUGGGUUACCAGUUGGCGUUCUGCGUCUGCCCAGGGGCCCUGAUGGUACGAAGGGAUUCUAUAACAGCCACGAAAGGAACAGGCCCACGAAGAACGAAGAAGCUUUGUGUGGCGCAUCGAACUGAUGGACUAUUCCAGUGUUGUCCUCCUCAAGGACUUGCAUCAUUGUAGUAUUUUCAUUGCUUUUAAAAAAAUCUUUUCUGUCUUUGUAGCUUUGUAUGUUUGUAUUUGCACUUAAAUCUAUAUGUUGUCUUCAUUUUCUUUUCUUUUCUUUUGGUUGAAAUCUCAGCUGUGCUGCAUUUUACUUAUUUUUUUUAUACCAGAAAUAACCAAACAUUUUAGGGGGGAAACCUUUUUAUUUUGCAAAGUGCAAAUAUAUUUAGUGUGCGCAAUGGUCAGAGUUGCACCCAUUAUUUUAACAGUAUGUUGAAGCCUCUCUUGUAUGUAAUCUUUGAAAGGAACUCUGGAGUUCUGACAUAGUGCUAGUGUUGACUGUCAAAAAGACCACUCUUUAGACAAAAAGUGUAUUUGUAUGAAUAAAAAAACCACAAACAUUAAAAAAAUGUUUCAUCUCCUGGCUCAUCAGCCUUCAAACUGAGCAGGUGUGGAUUGGAUUGUAGAAUGUAUAAAACUCUUUUCAGCCAUGGGUUUGCUUUGUCUUCUCCUGCCCUGCAGGACCCUUGAGUGUUGCAAAGAAUACUGGGUUCAGCAAAACUAAUAUGAAGUGAAUUUUGGGGCCCUGCUGUGAUGGGAAAUAUUUACACAAAUUCUGAGGGAAUCUGUAAACACCUGAACCAAAAUUUGCUACUUUAUCUGGGUUGGAGGUGGGGGAAGUUAUUGGAUCAUGGUGGCACAUUCUAGCGUAGGACAUCAGUGUAUCUGGGGUCACCAGGUUAUUUGGACCUAGACAUCACCCACCUGCAUAAGCUGAGACUGCCCCUGAGUGGGCAGGGUUGGGUAUUUCAGAGAGAAACCAGCAACAGUGGGGGUGGUUUUUAUUCAGUGAAGCUGUUUAUGGACCUUGAUAAGAUUUUGUUCUGAGGGAUCUAAAGGUUACUGGGAAAUACAGUUGGGGAAAGUGAUGUGGCAGACUACAAGAAGUGAGAUGUUUAUGUGUCAUACUCCCAGUGGGAGUGAUUGAGAAGAUCAAACAAAAGGAGUGUUCUUACCAGAGUUUAUUUAAUAAUCACAGCAAGAGACAAAGGAAUGCAUAUCUCCCUAAAAUUGUAUUGCUCCCAGGAAAGGUUCACUCCCUCCAUCUCCAUUAAUCUACACCACUCCUACAUCAGGUAAUCUGAGCUUGUUGCUGUUGCACCUUAGAACAAAGGGCAUUUUUUAUUUUUUAUAAAGAUAAUUUUUAUUAAAAUUUCCAAAUAAACAAAAAACAACAAACACAAAAAAGGAUUGCAAUUUAUCUUAAAUUUCCCCAUCUCAGUCUUUCGCUCCACCGAGCUGUGACUUCCCUCCCUCCCAUCAUUCGGCUUUAUUUCUCACUCCUGUCUCGCCGUUCCUUUUUGUAAACAUAGAUAAGUUCACUUCGUAGGAUUUAUUUCAGUCCUGCUAGUGUCUUUAAGCUUCUACAGUUCUUCUCCAUAUAGUCAAUAAAUUUACUCCAUUCCCUCUGGAACUUUGUCUCUCCCUGGUUUCGAAUCCCGCAAGUCAACUUUGCCAGUUCUGCACAGUUUGCCACUCCUCAAUUGUCUGUAUCUCCUGUAAUUUCCACUUUGGGGCUAAUAAAGUGCUUGUCGUGGUUGUAGCAUACAUAAAUAGUCUCUGAUCUCCCUUUGCUAUUUCCUGUCCCAUUAAACCAAGUAAAAAAGCUUCAGGCUUUUUGGGAAAGGUGUACCUAAACAUCUUUUUCAACUCAUUAUAAAUCAUUUCCCCAAAUCAUUUUACUUUCUCUCAUGUCCACCACAUAUGGUAAAACUCCCCAUCUUUUUCUUUACAUUUCCAACAUGUUUUAUUACCCACCCUAUACAUUUUAGCUAAUUUCACUGGUGUUAAGUACCAUCUAUACAUCAUUUUCAUUACAUUUUCCUUCAAAGCGGUACAUGCAGUAAAUUUCAAUGUUUCAUUCCAUAAUUUCAACCACGCAUCAUAUUCAAUAUUAUGCCCAAAAUCUUUUGCCCAUUUUAUCAUCACAUCUUUUGUCAUUUCAUCUUUUGUAAACCAUUGUAAUAAAAAAUUAUACAUUUUUGAUAACAAUUUCUCUCUUCCUUCUAGCAAUUC
Messenger RNA from Zootoca vivipara (common lizard), 5031 nucleotides. NCBI's taxonomy places the organism in Eukaryota, Metazoa, Chordata, Lepidosauria, Squamata, Lacertidae. The record is from RefSeq and is a predicted model, not a curated record.